GCCAGAGAGCUGGAAGUGAGAGCAGAUCCCUAACCAUGAGCACCAGCCAACCAGGGGCCUGCCCAUGCCAGGGAGCUGCAAGCCGCCCCGCCAUUCUCUACGCACUUCUGAGCUCCAGCCUCAAGGCUGUCCCCCGACCCCGUAGCCGCUGCCUAUGUAGGCAGCACCGGCCCGUCCAGCUAUGUGCACCUCAUCGCACCUGCCGGGAGGCCUUGGAUGUUCUGGCCAAGACAGUGGCCUUCCUCAGGAACCUGCCAUCCUUCUGGCAGCUGCCUCCCCAGGACCAGCGGCGGCUGCUGCAGGGUUGCUGGGGCCCCCUCUUCCUGCUUGGGUUGGCCCAAGAUGCUGUGACCUUUGAGGUGGCUGAGGCCCCGGUGCCCAGCAUACUCAAGAAGAUUCUGCUGGAGGAGCCCAGCAGCAGUGGAGGCAGUGGCCAACUGCCAGACAGACCCCAGCCCUCCCUGGCUGCGGUGCAGUGGCUUCAAUGCUGUCUGGAGUCCUUCUGGAGCCUGGAGCUUAGCCCCAAGGAAUAUGCCUGCCUGAAAGGGACCAUCCUCUUCAACCCCGAUAAAGAAACUGAAGCCCAGAGAUUAAGUGACUUGCCCAAGGUCACCCAGCUAAUAAGUGACAGUGCUGGGAUUCAUACCCAGGAAGCCUAAUUCUUAACCAUUACUCCACACUGCCUCUUCAUAAAUGGAUGGAUGAAUACAUUGAAAAUUGAUAAAUAAAUUACCUCCUCUAAAGGAGGAGGUAGUAGUGGGACCUCAAAGGCCGAGCAAAGGAGGCAGAGGGGUGUCUCUGAUGGCCCAGAUCUUGGGCCAGUCUUGUCCUUUGGUGGCUGGGAGUAGGGUGCUCACCAGCCCUCUUCUCCCUCUCUGCCCACAGAUGUGCCAGGCCUCCAAGCCGCCUCCCACAUUGGGCACCUGCAGCAGGAGGCUCACUGGGUGCUGUGUGAAGUCCUGGAACCCUGGUGCCCAGCAGCCCAAGGCCGCCUGACCCGUGUCCUCCUCACGGCCUCCACCCUCAAGUCCAUUCCGACCAGCCUGCUUGGGGACCUCUUCUUUCGCCCUAUCAUUGGAGAUGUUGACAUCGCUGGCCUUCUUGGGGACAUGCUUUUGCUCAGGUGACCUGUUCCAGCCCAGGCAGAGAUCAGGUGGGCAGAGGCUGGCAGUGCUGAUUCAGCCUGGCCAUCCCCAGAGGUGACCCAAUGCUCCUGGAGGGGGCAAGCCUGUAUAGACAGCACUUGGCUCCUUAGGAACAGCUCUUCACUCAGCCACACCCCACAUUGGACUUCCUUGGUUUGGACACAGUGUUCCAGCUGCCUGGGAGGCUUUUGGUGGUCCCCACAGCCUCUGGGCCAAGACUCCUGUCCCUUCUUGGGAUGAGAAUGAAAGCUUAGGCUGCUUAUUGGACCAGAAGUCCUAUCGACUUUAUACAGAACUGAAUUAAGUUAUUGAUUUUUGUAAUAAAAGGUAUGAAACAC
Molecule: messenger RNA, 1483 nt
Organism: Homo sapiens (human)
Lineage: Eukaryota; Metazoa; Chordata; Mammalia; Primates; Hominidae
Gene: NR0B2
Product: nuclear receptor subfamily 0 group B member 2
Exons: 2
Coding region: 36-659 (207 amino acids)
Biological process (GO): animal organ regeneration; response to glucose; response to ethanol
Cellular component (GO): protein-containing complex; nucleus; cytoplasm
Molecular function (GO): nuclear thyroid hormone receptor binding; peroxisome proliferator activated receptor binding; protein-containing complex binding
Source: RefSeq, a predicted model, not a curated record